Paramacrobiotus metropolitanus is the source of this 2491-nucleotide messenger RNA. RefSeq names its product long-chain-fatty-acid--CoA ligase 5-like. Gene Ontology annotation, biological process: long-chain fatty acid metabolic process. Gene Ontology annotation, molecular function: long-chain fatty acid-CoA ligase activity. The transcript has 8 exons. Bases 217 to 2247 code for a protein of 676 amino acids. Gene Ontology annotation, cellular component: endoplasmic reticulum; membrane. Lineage: Eukaryota; Metazoa; Tardigrada; Eutardigrada; Parachela; Macrobiotidae. The record is from RefSeq and is a predicted model, not a curated record.
CAAUCUGUUUCAGUAUGUCUUCGUAGCGAAUACCAUGCAGUCAAUGCGUACUGUUACACGGCUGCUAAAAGAUGUGCGUUUUACCGAAAUAAUUCCAGCUGCAUUACGGGCAGACGACACUGUUUGAUAAUUUCGAAAAAAAUAUUUAUUGCUCACACAUUACAGGUAUACUGGCACCCGCUUUCAGGAACGUUAAAUUUGUCCGAUUUCGUCACAAUGGUCGCAAACGAAGAACCUGUGAUGACGCUUACCAACGUCCUGCUCGUCGUGUGUGCUGCGAUACCGAUAUUACUAUCUUAUUGGUUCCGACGCAAUCGUCUGCGGGCGUCCGGCAUUAACUACAACCACCAGACAAAAGAGAUUCACCAAUACGUACGGAAAGCCGAUGGAAAACCUGGAAACUUAGGAUGGUCUUGCCCGAAUACAUUGUACGGGAUGAUGGAGCGUGGUAAAUCAAUUUCCGGUAAUGGACCAUGUCUUGGUUACCGGCCGAGUGUGUCGUCGCCGUACUCGUGGAUCACGUACAACCAAGCGUCCGUUCGUAGCCAAAAUUUCGGAGCGGGAUUAUUGUACUUGGGCUUGCAGCCACGCGGGAAGAACUUCCUGGGAAUUUUAGCGCCCACCCGGCCGGAAUGGGUUAUUGCCGAAUAUGGCUGCUAUACGUACAGCAUCGUUAUCGCGCCGCUGUAUGACUCGCUCGGCGCCGAUGCGUGCCAGAUGGCAAUGAACACACUGAGUGUAGAGGUCAUGUUAUGUGGGAGCGAAAAGAACUACCGUACGCUGAUGUCAUCCAGCAUCAAAAGUACCAAUCUGGUCACCUUUAUCUUUAUGGACAAUAUAAGCGAUCAACUGCGGCAAGACAUCAAGAAUACCGGUGGGGCGGCCUACACGUUCCAGGAAGUGGAAGACCUGGGACAGAAGAAUCCCCAGCGCAAACAACCUCCUCAACCGGAGGAUUUAGCUAUGCUCAUGUUCACCAGUGGCACAACCGGCGCACCUAAAGCGGCAGAACUCACGCAUGAGUCUAUUUCCAGCUCUGUGGAGGAUUUUCUUCACCACGUUCUGCCCCUCCGUAUGGACCAUACAUUGCGCGCUUUCGGAUAUCUUCCGCUGGCGCAUAUUUUUGAGCGCAUGAUGGAGGUAUCGACGUUUGUCCACGGUGGUCAGCUGGGCUUUAACAGCAGCGGUAUCAUGGGGAUGUAUGAUGAUCUACAAGAACUCCGUCCGACGGCAUUCGCCGCUGUCCCCCGCGUCCUGUCGAAGCUGCACACCAAAAUGUGGAGCGCAUCAAGAAAUUCACUGGCGCUGAAAAUUAUGCUGCCGGUAGCGCUGUGGUUCAAAACACAAGAGAUGAAACUGGGCAUAUUUCGCAAUAAUUCGAUUUGGGAUAAAUUGGUGUUCCAUCACAUCAGUGAUUUAUUGGGUGGUAGCGUAAAGCUGUGUGCAGUCGGAAGUGCUCCAAUAGAUGGCAAGACGCUGCAUAAUAUGCGAGCGGCUCUGGGAUGUUACAUUUUUGAAGGAUACGGACAGACAGAAUCGGGUGGUUUGCUAACGCUGACGCUACCAGGUGAUUUGGAGACCGGACACGUGGGAAUUCCCAGUAAAGAUGUGGAGAUAAAACUGGUUGACGUGCCAGAACUGCAGUAUUACGCUAAGGAUGGCAAGGGCGAAAUCUGUGCCAAAACAAAACGCACUUUCCGCGCUUAUUACAAGCAGGAAGGGAAAACCAAAGAAACCAUCGAUGAAGAGGGAUGGCUGCAUACCGGAGAUGUUGGACAAUGGCUACCGAGCGGUCGGUUACGAAUUAUUGACCGGAAGAAGCAUAUUUUUAAGCUGAGCCAAGGCGAGUACAUUGCCCCCGAGAAAAUCGAGAACGGUCUCCUUGGUGCUUCGCCGUAUCUAGAGCAGAUCUUUGUUGACGGAAGCAGUGUGCAUCCAUUUACUGUUGGCUUGAUCUAUCCCAAUUAUCGGACCGUCGCCCAAGAUUUACACCGCUCCGUGGAAGAAAUCAAGAAAAAUCCGACAUUAUGCAAAGAGUUGAUCCUGGCGGAUCUGGUGAAAACCGGCAAAGCCAACAAGCUCAAUUCCUUUGAAAUCCCCAAAAACUGUUUGAUCCUCAAAGAGCAGUUUUCCUUGGAAAAUGGCUACAUGACACCGACACAGAAGGUCAAACGGGAGGAAGUACGUAAAGGUUUCAAGGGCGAACUGGAGAAGCUGUACCUCGAUACUCCUGAUGCUAACAAAUAAUUUAUACCUACCUAACAAAACGCUGUGCUGUAGUCUACUGGAUAAGAGUGAAACCAACAAUAUCCACAAGAAUAACUGUAAAAGCAAAACCACAAGGAAAUAGUAAAAACAAAGAAAAGAGUGAUCAGCAUUUGCAAAGCUUUUGCGUCUUAAUUUAUUCGAGGUUAACACGAGGUGGUUAUGCACUGUAUAUUGUGUAUAUACAAUAUAAUUAGGCUAAAUAGGAAAAAUCUUGUACGCAAAU